GUAAACACGAACACGUUGAGCAUGGCUCAUUCAGAGCAGAACCAAACUUCGGACAGAAACAGAGUUAAUAAGACGGAUAUUUUACGGGACUUUCAAGUAUCGUUUUUCGCAAUGAGUCGUCUGGUUACAUUUCCCUGGACUUUUUUAGAAAAAGAUCUUGAAAGCAACAAAUCAUCAGACCUGAUUUCUGACAUCCUAAAACAGACAUGUCUUCACUCUUUGUGCCGGAAAUUUCCACCAUCAGUCAGAUACAGGAAGCUGUUCCUCUCUGAGAUCAUCAGACGGCAGGAGGCUGCAGGCUGUGAUCCUCUGGACGAGCUGUACGACGCGCUGGCUGAAGUGGUGGGAGCCGAAGAUACGACUGAAUGUUACAAAAACUACUUACUGCCCAGUGGAGAUGCUGUCAGCCUGCUGGAAAAUGUAGCUCUGAUCUCAGAGGGGACCACUGGCCUGGUGACCUGGGAGGCUGCUCUCUACCUGGCAGAGUGGGCUCUGGAUCACCAGCAGGCCUUCACUGGCAGGACAGUCCUGGAGCUGGGCAGCGGUGUGGGGUUGACGGGCAUCACCAUCUGUCGCUCCUGCAGUCCAAACAGAUACAUCUUCAGUGACUGUCACCACAAAGUCCUGCAGAAGCUGAGAGACAACGUCCAGCUGAAUGGUCUGACUGAGCAGACGUCUCCUACAGUCGCUGUGGAGGAGAUGGACUGGACGACAGUGACAGAGGAACAGAUCGAACAGAUCGGGGCUGACACCGUCAUUGCUGCAGAUGUGGUGUAUGACCCUGACGUUGUAGAAAGUCUAGUGAAGCUGCUGUCCAAGAUCUUGAGGUGUUCGUCUCUUGAUGUCCCCCCUGAGGUCCUCAUCUGCUCCACCAUCAGAAACCAGGAGACGUACAGCGGCUUGAAGCAGCAGCUCGAAAAAGCAGGAAUCAGCCAUCAUGUGAUCACAGAAGCCGUCAGCCACGUGUUCCCUUACAACCGAGGCUCUGCUAUAGAAAUGAUCAAACUGUACAGUGAUUUACAGGUGAACUCGAGGACACAGCGACAUCACUGAGGGAUGUGGUUAAAGGUGGAACAGAGCUCACUACUGAGUUGAAAGGGGCUUGAAUCCCUUAACCAGACAGGUCAGUGAAAUACUACUUUUCAGCCUGGUGUUAAGUUACACCACACUAUGUCUGUGUUGAAAGCUAUGAAUCAAAUAGUCAGGCACUGAAUCUUUUAGCUAAAACAUUUUGAAUGCCCUUUUAUCGUACCUUAAACAAUAAUUUAAGUAGUUUUCAAACUGGACCCAUUUUCCAAUGUGCAUUUUGUGCCCUCUCACUCAGUACUGGGUUGAUUUUGAAAACUGUUGUUCCCAUUAUUCAAUCAGACACAAAAACAUGGGAAAACAGGAUUCAGGUUUUCACGCA
Molecule: messenger RNA, 1408 nt
Organism: Epinephelus fuscoguttatus (brown-marbled grouper)
Lineage: Eukaryota; Metazoa; Chordata; Actinopteri; Perciformes; Serranidae
Gene: eef2kmt
Product: eukaryotic elongation factor 2 lysine methyltransferase
Exons: 9
Coding region: 22-1053 (343 amino acids)
Source: RefSeq, a predicted model, not a curated record